This is a messenger RNA of Naegleria lovaniensis, 2091 nucleotides long. RefSeq lists its product as uncharacterized. Gene Ontology annotation, biological process: attachment of GPI anchor to protein. Gene Ontology annotation, cellular component: membrane; GPI-anchor transamidase complex. The record is from RefSeq and is a predicted model, not a curated record. The transcript has a single exon. The coding region runs from base 1 to 2091 and encodes 696 amino acids. Lineage: Eukaryota; Heterolobosea; Eutetramitea; Acrasida; Naegleriidae.
AUGACGGAUCCGAAUCUUAUCAUCACCGAAGAAGAAGAACCUAAUCCGAUCUCAUCAUCAACCAAUUCCGAUACAGGUGCACCAACGUUGGUAACUCCUACAGAUGGUAAUAAUACCCCUAUAAUUUCACCACCUCCAACAGGUAUUCGCAAAUUAUUUAUUCUGAUUGGAAAAUAUUUCAAUUUGAUUUCAUUAUUGUUAUUUAUUGGAGCCAUUGGAUGGUUUAUGUGUUGGCCUCUAUUAUCAAAACAUGUUUAUUACUCGGAGAAUGCUCUAUCUGUUUUCUUUCAAAAUCCAGAGUAUAAUCAAAUGGAUGCUAAUUUCGGUGUUGAUAUUUAUAAUCAAUUGAAAGUUUUGAAUCGAUCAUCGGAUGAUUUCAGAGAGCAAACGUACAGAACAAUAGAAAAUUAUUUAAACUUGGAAAAGACACCUUUUUUCAACGAAUUGAAAAGACACUCUUUCGAAAUUGAAAGAAAUUAUAUCAAUAAGAUUGUUAGAGUGAAAGGAGAGAAUUUGUAUGUCACAAUAAGGCCUGGACGUGGAAAUGGCAAAGAGUCAAUUGUUCUGACAGUUCCAUUUUCAAAAUUAGAAAGCUUAGCAUUCUCUCUGUCCAUUGUAAAGAUGAUUUCAAGAAUGAAGUGGUUGAAUCAUGACAUUAUCUUGGUCAUCAGUGAUGGAUAUGAUCAACAAUGGGCAGGUGAGGACGCAUUUAUAUCUUCUGCAGUCAUACCUACUGGAAGAAUGAGAGAAGCCAUCACCAUUGAUUUAGAUUCAUUUGAUUUUGAACAAGUUGCAAUUUUAACGGAAGGAGUAAAUGGAGAGCUACCUAAUCUUGACAUGGUAAAUGUCAUAACAGGAUUACUGAGCGAGGGAUAUUAUAAUUUUGGAUCAUCUGUAUUGGCCUCGUUCUUCAAAGCUGAUCCCACAACGAGCAGUAAUGUCGAUUCUGUAAUUAAGAAAUAUUCUCAAUUCAAGAAACAUUUACCAAUAACUAUUUAUUUAUAUCAAAAAUUGCUCUAUAAGCUUAACGAAGCACUCAACAAUGCAAUUCCUCGUGAUUUUAUUGAAGAAAGUGUCAUAGUAAUGUAUCACUGGUACAACCAAUUGAUAUCAAUUCCUACAGGACCUCAUGGUUGGUUUAGAAAGCAACUCACACAUGCAUUCACUAUUACAAACUCAAUUGCUCCAUCCUCGUCUAUGAACAAGAGUUUGAAUCAAACAUUUUAUUUGCUUGGCCGAGUAAUAGAAAUUACUAUCAGAAGUCUUAAUAACCUUAUUGAACAGCUGCAUCAAUCAUUUUUCCUUUAUUACAUUGUCUCAUCUCAACAUUAUUAUGGAUUUGAACAUUAUUUACCAAAUUUAUUAAUGUUUGUUGGAGCUUUGACUAUUCAAUUUAUUGGUAAUUAUUACUUGGAAGUAGCCACAGGAAAGGUGUUAACUCACUCUUUGAUCUUUGUUUCCACAAAUUAUUUUAUAGGAAUUUUGAUUUAUCUAACUCCAAUAAUUUUAAGAGAUGUAUCCAUUCAUUUACCAUUCAUUAGUAGCACUGGUGAAGAUUUUACAAAAUAUUGGUUUUCUAUUGUGGUAGCUCUGGUGAUGAUUUCGUUAUUGAUCUCUCACUCAAUGUCAUCCAAGCUUUAUGAAUUUUUCAUUGGAGCACGACCUGGCCAUCUUAGUUGGAGAAGUGUUAAAUCAUUGGCCGUUGCUGUGUCUACUCUAUGUGUUGGAGCAAGUAUGAUUUAUUCGAGCGCCAUCUGUAUUUUUCUUUCUACAUUUUUAUUAACUCUAUGUACAAUCACAAUGACCAUUCCUGAAAGUAAGAUUUUGAGAUUAUUCCAAAUUAUUGCCAUUUUGAUCAUGUGUCCUUUCAAUUUACUUGUGGCCAAUGUGGUAGCCAAAAACUAUUAUUUUGGUAUUUCUAUGACCUCCCAACUCGAAUCAUUGUUUCUCAUUACUGACCUACCUCAUAACUUAUUUUACAUUGUGUUUUGUGUGAUCAUGAUUCCUACAUGGGUUAUAUUCUUGCUCUUUUCCUUAACCAAAUCCUCACAUGCAUUGUUGAUAACCAGUGCAAAAAUCAAAGUUGAGUAA